AUGCGGAAACUAGUCAUUCCCAAAUACUACGGUCGUCCCUCGAUUGGUUUGGCUCUUUUUGGCUGUGCAAAUCGUCCAUUUUAUCACGUCUGUGUUUUCCCUGACAGGGCUUUAGGGAGGAGAUACGAGGGAAACAUUAUUGAGCAGGUCGGGAGUUUUGACCCUCUGCCGAAUUCGAGAAACGAAAAGUUGGUAUCUCUUAAUUUUGGUCGGCUUAAGUACUGGAUUGGAGAGCGGAACGCUCACAUAUCUGUACCCGUAUUAGAACUGCUAGGACUUUCUGGACUGUUUCCUAUUCAUCCAAAAACGUUCAUUCGAGCCAGGCACAACAGGGAGCACGCCGGAAAUCUUGAGGGGCAGCCUAGCGAAAAAUUUGGGGAAGAAGCUACCAAGCAAGUUGGGGAUAAAGUUACAUCGGAUAAGCGACCACUUUCUAAUCAUUUUGCAUUUCUACUUUUCCACUUGGUAUUACUUUGUUCAUGCGAUCGAUGUUACGAAAACGUUAAAAUAAAUUACAAUGAAAGUUUAUUCACUUCCGAUUCUGUGUACAGUGUUAUUGGAACUUCUCGAGCUUGUGUUGACAGCUACGAAGCGAGAUUUCUUUUUGGUGCGGAGCAUGAACUUCCUUCUUGUCCUGUUGGUUUGCUGUCAGUGGAGCUCAGUCCAGUUGCUCAUUUCGACAACAUGAAUCAAGUGUAA
Strongylus vulgaris is the source of this 699-nucleotide messenger RNA. The record is from the annotation of a GenBank genome assembly. NCBI's taxonomy places the organism in Eukaryota, Metazoa, Nematoda, Chromadorea, Rhabditida, Strongylidae.